AUGCCGGAGUCUCAGUUCACCACCACCCUACCGCCGGAAGAAUCUGCCUCCGCCAGCUCUCAGACGCCGCCGGACCGAUCACGCCAGACGCAGCGCGCGAUAGGCACUUCCACGAGAGGCAACUGGAGUAUCGCGGAUGGCUCCGCUGCCAUUGUUAGAGACGAAACGUGUUCUUGUUUCGCCGUUGUCUUCAGCUUUUGGUUAUUCGUGUCGAUGACUAUGAUACUGGGGGUUUAUGGGUCCAUGAACAUCAUGCUUGGCCCGUCAUCUUCUAUAGUUUUCCAACCAAGUCCCGUGUUCGUGCAAUCUUUGAAGGUAGAAAAUUUAAUGGCAAACCCUGGAUCAGGACCCAAUCUUUAUGGUACAUAUGGGUACCCCCCACUUGAUGUUGUUAGCACUUGGGGUGAAACUCGCAAUCCAUUGCAAAAGCAACUGAGUUUCGCACUCUUUCUCACUCUUAAGUCAUGUCCUCCGCAGGAACGGAAAUAUUAUCUAAAUAAAGGGAGUACAAUUAAUAUUUCGUAUCACGUCAGAUCUAACAGCUCCACUGUUUUCCUUAUAAUCGCGGAAGGGUCCGAGAGCCUCAAUCGGUGGCUGGAGAACCCAACAGAACCUAACACAACUCUGUCAUGGAAUGUGAUCCAUGGAAGUGGUAUGAUUACGCAGGAAAUAUUCUGGUCGUCGAGCUAUUACGUGGCAUUGGGUAAUUUGGAUGAGGAUGUGGAGGUGGCAUUAAACAUCAGUGUAAGGGCCUUCUUGCAUAAUACCACGAAUGCCUACUACAAAUGUUCUCUUACCAAUGAUCCAUGCAGUUUAAAUAUUUUAUUUCUUGAUGAAAAUUCAGCUGUUUUAGUUACACCUGGUCCACAACAGAAUGCAUCCAAUGAGUGGUAUAUCAAAAUUUCCUAUGGACCAAGAUGGAUAACCUAUAUUUUUGGCAUUGGUGGAUUGACUUUGCUUGUAUUUUGGACCUUCAAUUUAUUGAACAAGCUUCAGUGUGCCCAUGAAAAUAGAGAAGGCGUCAGAACUGACGGGGCAGAGCCUCAGAGAGCACCUCUGCUUUCUCACAAAGAUGAUGAUCUUUCAAGUUGGGGUUCAUCAUAUGAUUCCUUGCCACAAGACGAGGAGGAUCUUGACUUUCUUCCAGGAGGCCCCAUUGAUGGGAAACUUUUGGGUGAUGGUGAAAGCAGUAACAAUACACGGCGUCUUUGUGCUAUUUGCUUUGAUGCUCCAAGGGACUGCUUCUUCCUUCCAUGUGGCCACUGUGUGGCUUGUUUUGCAUGUGGAACUAGGAUAGCUGAAGCAUCUUGUAGUUGCCCUGUUUGUCGUAGGAACAUGAAGAAGGUUAGGAAGAUUUUCACUGUUUGA
This is a messenger RNA of Sphenostylis stenocarpa, 1368 nucleotides long. The record is from the annotation of a GenBank genome assembly. NCBI's taxonomy places the organism in Eukaryota, Viridiplantae, Streptophyta, Magnoliopsida, Fabales, Fabaceae.